Lethenteron reissneri (Far Eastern brook lamprey) is the source of this 4636-nucleotide messenger RNA. Its product is annotated as sodium- and chloride-dependent creatine transporter 1-like. Gene Ontology annotation, molecular function: gamma-aminobutyric acid:sodium:chloride symporter activity. Gene Ontology annotation, cellular component: plasma membrane. Gene Ontology annotation, biological process: amino acid transport; nitrogen compound transport; sodium ion transmembrane transport. Lineage: Eukaryota; Metazoa; Chordata; Hyperoartia; Petromyzontiformes; Petromyzontidae. The record is from RefSeq and is a predicted model, not a curated record.
GCGCACGCGGGGAGAGCGCAAACGCAGCAGCCAGACGAGAGGCGUGAAGAGAAGAGCUGAGAGAGAGCAGAGAACAGAGCAGAGAACAGAGAGAGGAGAGAGAGAGAAGAGACGACACAGCGAUCUGGCUGCAGCGCGAAGCAGUGGCGAUGAGAGCUUGAAGGCGAACCUCGUCAGUGCGCGUCCCCGCUCGCCUCGGCUCCUUUUCUCGGAUCCCAUGCGAUUCUUCAGGCUCUCAUUUAAGUGUUUUGUAGAUUGCUUCUGAUUCCCUUCGGCCGCGACACCUAAAAUAAGAACGAGUCUUCUCUUUACGACAAAACAGAGCCAAACGCACCGCGGUCGGGUCGGGCUGAGUGGUGGUGGAGGUGGAGGUGGUGCUCGGUAGCCCGUCCCGACCGAGGGGUUGUUUGGUUCAUCCAAACCGCGUGCGCUGAGAAGCCGGGGGUGGGUUUGGGUGCGUUUGGAAGCGGUGGGAGAAGAAGUCUCUAUUCUGUUGCGUUAUUUUGGGUGUCGAGGAAAGAAAGAGGUGAACGAAGGGCACGUGGCUGCAGCAACAGCAGCAGCUGCGGUGGUGUUGUUGGUCGUGUGAAGAUGAAGAUGAGACAGUUUCAACUCUGUCCGGAGAGUCCCUGCGAUGGCUCAAGCGACGAUGGCGCAGUGGUCGACGCCGGGGACCACACGCGGGUCAUGGUGGUGGCAGCUGCAGGCGGCGGUGGUGGCGGUGGUGUCAAGGGGGAUCACGAUGGCUGCGCAGAGGCGGGUGGCGUGAGUCCCCAGCCCAGGGGCGAGUACAGAGAGCGGGAGACGUGGACGCGGCAGAUGGACUUCAUCAUGUCGUGUGUCGGCUUCGCCGUGGGUCUGGGCAACGUCUGGCGCUUUCCUUACCUGUGCUACAAGAAUGGCGGAGGGGUCUUUCUCAUCCCGUACAUUCUGAUAGCUCUCUUCGGAGGAAUCCCCGUGUUUUUCAUGGAGAUCGCUCUCGGACAGUUCAUGAAACAAGGCAGCAUCGGGGUGUGGAAUAUCUCCCCCAUCUUUCAGGGCCUGGGCCUCUCCUCCAUGGUGAUCGUCUUCUUCUGCAACACCUACUACAUCCUGGUGCUCACCUGGGGCUUGUACUACUUCAUCCACUGCUUCGCCACCACGCUGCCCUGGGCCACCUGCGGAAACGCCUGGAACACGGCGACGUGCAGCGAGGGGGCGGGCCACUGCCUGCUGCUGAACGGCACGAACGGAACGACCAACCAGAGCGAGUGCAUGAACCAGGGGGCCUUGACCUCCCCCGUCGUCGAGUUUUGGGAGCGCAAGGUCUUGCGGAUCUCCAACGGGCUCGGCGACGCGGGCUCCGUGUCCUGGGAGCUCCUGCUGUGCCUCGUCACCGUUUGGCUCCUCGUGUACUUCUGCGUGUGGAAGGGCGUCAAGUCCACGGGAAAGGUUGUCUAUUUCACCGCGACCUUCCCAUACCUGGUUCUCAUCAUCCUCUUCAUCAAUGGGAUGACGCUCCCAGGAUCCUAUGAUGGCAUUAUGUAUUACCUAAAACCCGAUUGGAGCAAACUCGGGCAGCCACAGGUAUGGAUAGACGCGGGCACUCAGAUAUUCUUUUCGUACGCCAUCGGUCUGGGCGCGCUGUCCGCCCUCGGCAGCUACAACCGCUUCAACAACAACUGCUAUAGGGACACGUUCAUUCUGGCGCUCGUCAACAGUGGCACGAGCUUCUUUGCUGGCUUCGUCGUCUUUUCCACCUUGGGGUUCAUGGCGGCCGAGCAGGGCGUUGACAUCUCCCAAGUGGCCGAGUCAGGUCCAGGCCUUGCCUUCAUCGCGUACCCCAAGGCCGUGUCCCUCAUGCCCGUGGCUCCACUCUGGGCUGCUCUCUUCUUCUUCAUGCUCAUUCUGCUGGGGCUGGACAGCCAGUUUGUUGGCGUCGAAGGCUUCGUGACGGGAAUUUCCGACCUCUUCCCCGCCGCGCUCACGGGCGGCUACCGCCGCGAGGUCUUCGUGGGCGUCUGCUGCUUCACCUCCUUCCUCAUCGCUAUCUCCAUGGUCACCGAGGGCGGCAUGUAUGUGUUUCAGCUGUUUGACUACUACUCUGCGAGCGGCAUGACCCUGCUGUGGCAAGCGGGAUGGGAGUGCAUCGUCGUUGCCUGGGUCUACGGUGGGGAUCGCUUCAUGGAUAAUAUCGCUCUGAUGAUUGGCUACCGCCCAUUCCCCUGGAUGCGUUGGUGCUGGGCCUUCGUGACACCGUGUGUUUGCACGGGCAUCUUCUUGUUCAACCUCCUGAAUUACAAGCCGCUGACGUACAACAAGGAGUAUGUGUACCCCUGGUGGGGCGAGGCGCUGGGCUGGUGCAUGGCCCUCUCGUCCAUGCUGUGCAUCCCGGUCGUGGCAAUCUAUCGCCUGGCACGUACCAAGGGCAACCUCCUGGAGCGCUGGCGAAUUCUGACAACCCCGGUCUGGGGCUGCCACCACAUGGAGUACAUGUCCCCGACAGAGCCGGCCCCGCAGAGCAUCCAGGACGUGGAGACGACCCCUCCGAUCGCGCUGACUCCCACGGACGAGAAGGUGGUGCUCUGCGAAACCAUCAUGUGACGAGCGCAUCGAUAUUCCCGUGCCGUUUCUCUCGGCAAAAAAAGAAACAAAUUAACCUUUCCUGUGCGGGGGGCAUUUCUUGUGCCCGAGAUGAGACAAAUAAUUGUCGCGGUUUUUAUUUUUUAUUUUGUACCACAUAGAUCCGUGUUAUCGUGAUGCUGAACUUUUCCUUUGUAAUCGGAUGCUGCUGUGCAAAGGAUGGAUGAUGGAGCGGAGAUAUUCAUACGAAUGACGGUAAAGAUGAAUGAAUAUUUCCCAUGACAAAACAAUAUGGAUUCUUCCCCAAUUUGCGACCACGUCAGCAUUUGGCAGCAGUUAUUGAUCAAUGGCACUGGUGUUCGAAAUAAGCUGUGGAACUUCGUACCCUUUCAGGUGUUAUAUAUAUAUAGAUUCUCGUUAGUGACUGCACAUUUCUACAGUUGUAUUCAGUGUUAUGGUCGAUCACAAAGUGUUGACUGUUCCGAAGACUCUAUCCUAGUCGACGUGCCAUCCUAUAGAAGCUGCAUUUCUAUGCAUUGUUGUGAGCCGAACCAAUGGAAGAAUCCACAUGUUAUGGAUCAUUAUUUAGAACCUAAUUGUCCACCUGGGCACGUCUGUAUUCUCGUAUUGCACCACUAAAGUUCGAUGUAGAAUAUAGUUAAGCAUAAAAUGCAAAUGUCUGUAAGUGUUCAUGAUCGCUGCAUCGUUGCCAAACAUGUGAAAGUAUAUCAUGUGGGGUUUAUCACGUGUGUUUGAAUGUAUUAGUCUGCGCGUGUUUUGUGCGUGGAUAAUUUCAACGCGUAAAACUCAUGUUUCGGUGUAACCAGUAACGAAUUAAACAAAACAAAAAUCCACCACGCACGGAUUUGGAACCGUCAAGAGAAAACAAUGCAAUAAAGUGUGUCGAGGUGUUUUUCUUGCGGGAAAACGCCGAUGUACACGACGGUUUAGCGCUGGAGGAGGAUGAAAAUCAGAGUUUUGGCGAGAAGGCGACAGUUCGCCCCGUGCCCGAGUCAUUGCAACAAAAUUCCACAGCGGCAGAUGCAAUCACGAUUCGUGGCUUUUGGUCACUGGUUCCCGUGUUUGUCUGUGGGAUGCCCACUCUUGGCAGGAAAGAGUGCAUUCUCGUUAUACGUUCGGCAUGACGUUUUAAAGUUAUCUAGUGGUAGAUUGUAAAAUGUUUAUAGUUUGUGUCUUCCAUGACAUAGUCUGGGUAUAAUAAUUCACUCCAUUAUCAGACGUUACCAAUCACCUUGUAAUGAAUCAGUGUUGGUUAUUAACCUGUGACAGUCUUCCAAGAGAUGUUAUUCUUAACAAAAAAUAUAAUCCAUAACUGCUGUGGUGUUCAAAAAAAUCUUGUAAAAUCCGACUACAUUUUUAAAACCUAAUAUCAACUAUUCUUCUUGGAUUGAGUUCAACUUACCAAGUAAUGUCGGGCAAAGUGGGUCAUGUUUAACGUCCACCAUAUUCCCCUUAAUGCAAUGUUUUUUUACAUGCAUUUUUAGAUUAAACAUCAAUAUAUUACUCAUAUAUUGAACUCUAAAAGGCCAUACAAUUGAUUUGUAUAGCACAUUCUGGUGAUUUUAAUGUUUUGUUCACAGCCUUGUUAAUCCGUAGAACUCGGAAGGAUAUUUAGCAUUGGUGUCUCUUGCUAACAGAGACCUCUUCUACAGUUCCAAUGUAACACAUCCAGACACUUCAAGUAAUUAAUACCAAUCGGAAAAACUCAAAGAAAAAAUAAUCGUUCACUUUUACGCAUUUAUAGGUUUGUAGGUUUAAAAUGAUACGUUUUUAAAUGGUGUUGUCUUUUAACAGGUAUUAAAAUGUACAUGUAUAAGAUGAGGAAUUGAGAGGUAUGUUGCUGUAGAGGUUGAGAUGUAUAAUGGAAACUGAAAGUGGUGCCCUAAGGUUAACAUCCUCCGCUUUCGUGAACAUUAUACUGGUGCUUUGACUGAAGAAUGUGACCGAUGUAAGUAACAGAGUGGAAAUUCAAUGCACACUUUACAUCCUACUAUUUUUUGCCCUGUACAUAAACAAAAAAAAGUACAAUAAAUAAAUACCGAUUUACAAAGGA